Messenger RNA from Rhagoletis zephyria (snowberry fruit fly), 1059 nucleotides. RefSeq names its product AT-rich binding protein-like. NCBI's taxonomy places the organism in Eukaryota, Metazoa, Arthropoda, Insecta, Diptera, Tephritidae. The record is from RefSeq and is a predicted model, not a curated record.
CCUUUGGCAGCUGUCUGCCGCGCUUUUGGUGACGCGACUGAUAAUGCCAGACGAAUGUGAAUGCAAUGCGAAAAUUAUCGCAAGCACAGUGAACAAAAAUGAAGUAAAGCGCAGUGAAGACGUUACACAGUGAAAAUGUCCGGUGCAUUUCCGGUGAUAAAUAUUGAAUGACAUAAAUUCCAUGAGUGAAUAAUGUGAAAAGUACGUACUCGUACAUAAAGCACACAAACGCAAAAGCAAUGAAAAUAAAGUGAUAAUGGGACAACAAUUAACGUAUCCUGCGAAAUAACUCAAGAGCAGAGUUUCUAACAAAACAAAAAGUAAAAAAAAAUACCAAAAAAAACGACGUAGCCCACAAAAAGCGGCACACAAAUUGUUCAUACCAAAAAAAAACAACAAAGCAACAACAACACACACAAAUGCAUUACCGGCACUUUUGCAUUAUCUCCCUCUUCCUAGUCGUGUUGCUAUCACUUAACCUGGCAGUACGCGCUACUGACAUUGCCGGUGAUAGUGACAGCAAUGAGGACGAUGAUGAUGAACAUACUGUAGCGUUAACGUUGCCAAUGCCAAUAUUGUCAAGCAGCGAACUUAGUCAUUUGCAGCGACGCAAUGUAGACGCAGUUAGCAUAGGCUCGCUCGAGGCAAGGAUGCAGCAACAAUUGGUCAAAGAAAAACAACGGCGUAAAAGCCAGCAACAGCGACAACGUUUUCGACGACAACAACAACAGCAACAGCAGCAGGAGCAACAAAACCGCCGGCAACAGCGUCGUCAAAGACAAAAUAAAAAAUCACGCAACUCCUCAGCGCUUAGUGCGUCCACUUAUGUGGCUGCCAGAGCCGGUGAUGGCGGUGGUGUUGCCACGGACGAGGAUGUUGCUUUGGAGUUGGAAAGUGCUGACUAUAGUAAUGUUGAUGGCGAUUCGAUGUUAGCUGCUGUUGCUGUCGCCGCCGCCGCCGCCGCCCCCGCUGACACCGACAAUGCAGCUGAAGAAUCGGACGACGGCUCCUCAUCAGCGAUAUCGUUGGAUGACAGCAACGACGAUAAGGUGCCCUUCG